GGGCAUUUCACAGCAUGUACCGAGUGAAUCGACGAUGCAUUGGCGGCUUUGACGAGCGCAAUGCCGGCGGAAAGGAGCAGACAGCGAUGGAGCUCAAGCGUUUCCAAGCGGUCAUUGCCAAGACGACGUACCACCCGACGACGACGUCGCACAUUGUGUCGCCGCGUCAACCCCCCAAGGAGAUUUCACCCUACGUGCCGCCGCCACCACGGUUCCCGCCGGCCUUCGACCAGGACAGCGUCAUUGAUGUACGCUGGAAGACGAGUCCGUACCGAGAGCGCAAGCAGUUCCGGGACCACGCCCAACGCCUCGCGUAUAUGAACCAGCACAUUGAAGAGUACAAAGCCAAGACCACGGCACGACUCAUUGCGGGCAGUCCGCGCACCGACUUUCCCGCCAUGCACCCCGAGACCCGUAAACACAACGUGGUCUCUCCCCGGCCACCGCAAGCCAAAGCCAAGCGCAAUCGGCUGCUGUCCCCAUCCCCCAACCCACGCAAAGCAUGUGCAGCCCCAAAGCGCCCACUGUCGUCGGAUGGGGCGGCGCACCGCAGUCGGCUACUGGCGUUUGUCGCCAAGGCCCGUGUUGAACUCGAGGCUAAUGCCCCAGCGCUGCCACCAGGGUGGGACUCGGCGAUUGACGCCAAGGGCCGUUGCUUCUACAUCGACCACGUCAAUGAGCGCACGACGUGGGACCCGCCCGCACUCGACCACGAGUCGGCGCGUUGUUCGGAAGACACUGCGCUCUAG
Messenger RNA from Saprolegnia diclina VS20, 749 nucleotides. RefSeq lists its product as hypothetical. NCBI's taxonomy places the organism in Eukaryota, Oomycota, Saprolegniomycetes, Saprolegniales, Saprolegniaceae. The coding region runs from base 15 to 749 and encodes 244 amino acids. Gene Ontology annotation, molecular function: protein binding. The transcript has 8 exons. The record is from RefSeq and is a predicted model, not a curated record.